Dinoponera quadriceps is the source of this 11970-nucleotide messenger RNA. RefSeq names its product dynein heavy chain 12, axonemal (gene Dhc62B). Gene Ontology annotation, cellular component: dynein complex. Lineage: Eukaryota; Metazoa; Arthropoda; Insecta; Hymenoptera; Formicidae. Gene Ontology annotation, molecular function: minus-end-directed microtubule motor activity; dynein intermediate chain binding; dynein light intermediate chain binding. The record is from RefSeq and is a predicted model, not a curated record. Gene Ontology annotation, biological process: microtubule-based movement. The transcript is spliced from 30 exons. The coding region runs from base 1 to 11865 and encodes 3954 amino acids.
AUGGUCGGAGUGUCCGACUAUCGUGAUAUUUCUCGCGAUGGGAGCGAUGCGACAAAGGAAUGGUCAUCUACGCCUGACGUCGUCAAGACCGUCUCAGAUGAUGCGGAACGUCGAGGCUUGCGCCGCUUCAAGCUCGAUAAACUACUCACGAAAGAAGUGCAGGAUGCCUUGGAAGCGGCGUCGGUGGAAGCCAAGAUGCGUCAUCGCGAGAUCGAUAUCCGCCCGACCGAGUGCGAAAUAACGCGAUCGCAGGAUUUUUAUUUUAACCGAAUGAAAGAGGCCGCCGAAAAUGCGCCCAUUACCGGUCUGCUUCCGGAAUGGGAGGAGAGAAUUCGCGAGUUAGCGGGCCGGUCGCCUGGCAAGUACGCGGAUUUUCUGGAGGAGCAGAUGUGGGAGAUGAAGGAGCGUUACCGGGAGACGAUGCGGCGCAUGGCGAUACGCCGAAUAAUAGCUAUUGAGGAGGAGGAGGAGAACGGCAUCGUCGCGCCGUACAAGCAUCCUGGCCGCACGGAGUCGAUGGCGAAAUUUCAGCGGAACCGUUGCGCGCUCGCCAAACAAUAUCACUUGUCGCACAGGCUUAUCAGAAGCAUCGUCGCGAAGGCGCAGCUGCUGCUGCCGGAGGUGCUCUGCGAUAUCAGGCGGUAUCGCGGGCUCAACUUCCUCGAUCUCGACAGAUUUUUGGACUCGGUCGAGGCGGACCUGAAGAAGAGUGCACAUGUCGUCAUUGCGUCUUACUACAGCAGGAUCGUGCGAACGGUCUCACAGCGUCGCAACAUCCAGGAUGUCGCGAUGGACGUACUGCUGCGCUUCCUCAAGUGCGCUACGCGGCUGCUCGGUCUGCAGAUAGUAAACCGCGUGAUCGUCACCAUCGAGCGUCUCCUGACGGUCCUCGGCGACUCCACGGCGAUACCUUUGCUACGGUUUGAGCUGAAGUGCGAGAAGGACGAUCUGUUCGUGAAUCCGCGGCUGCCGGAGCUGCACGAGGUCUUCCACCGUCUCGUGGACAACAUAGCGCGCUUCGCGCGGCACUUGCCGCCGUUGGAAUCAUGGGCGCGAAUCCGAGGCCGCGUCGUCGGGAUGACCGGCGCGAGUCACGAGGACUACGGGUCGCCGUUUGCCGCGCCGCCGGACUGGUACCUGGACGAGGCGCACCAACGCUUGGACCUGCUCCUGCGAGACAUCUUCCGACCUUUGAACGACUACGUGGAGGAAUUGCGGCUGCGGUUCGGCGACAUUUAUCGGGCGGACGCGCACCGCGAUGCGGUCGAGCAGACCGAGAAGGAGCGCUCCCUCGAGGAAUGCGUCGCGCAAGUCGAGGACUUCAAUCGACGGAUACGCGAUAUCAACGGCAUGCCCGACAACGAGUACCUGUCGACAAUGAGUCUGCAUCAGGUCGCCGCGAAACGCGGCCUCGCCUCCUACGCGAGCGAGCUGCGCGCACUCGUCAUCGACGAGCUCGUCAAGCGUCACUGGAACUACAAUGUCGAGAUAUGCAACAUCUUCGAGAGGCUGAGGGACCGGGCGUUGAACGUCCCGCGCACCACCAAGGAAAUGCUGGAGCUCGGUCAGUACAUGCUGAUGGCGACAUCGACGUUGAUGCGGGAGAUGCAGGAGAAGAUCACGCUCUCGCUGCGCAUGGUGGGCUCGCUGAUCGAGAUGACCAGCCUCAGCAAGUCCCACAUCGAGCUGAACAACACGACGGUGCAAUGGCUGAAGCGCAUCAAGCCGGUCUUCGAUCGCAGCUCGUCGAUGUACGAGCAGAUGAAGUUCGAGCUGGAGGAGAAGCUACAGGAGGAGGUAGUGGUGCUGAACGCGAACGUGGAGAACAUGUUCCCAAGGCUGGUCAUGAUGGACGACAUGGACGACAUCGAGCGCGUCAAGGACUACAUAGAGGAUAUGCGCAAGAUGAUGCGCCAAUUGGAACGCAUGGAGCAGCGGGCCCGGGCGAUAAACGCCGAGGAGUCGCUUUUUCAGUUCCCGUUGACGCAAUAUCCGCGCAUCCAGGAGCUGAGAGACAACAUCCUGCCGUUUUAUCAUCUGAUCUACAAGGCCUACCAGUGGCAACGGGAUCGCGCCCUCUGGCUGGACGGGCCUUUCGAGUACCUCGACGUGCAGUACAUCGAGGACAAGAUCAAUCAGUACUUGAUCGACUUCAAUCGGAGCUACAAACUGUUCAAGACGCGAAUCAAAAUGCAGAUCGCGACGAAUUAUCCGUACAGUUUUGCAGGACUGGUAGACGAUCCCGAUCCUUUUCAGCAACCGUCGCCUCAGAAGCUCUGCUAUCAGCUGAUGGAAAACGGGAAAUGGUUCAAGCGAUACAUUCCGUUGUUGGCCAUCUUCCGCAAUCCGGCGAUGCGGCAGCUGCAUUGGGACAACAUGUCGGGGAUCGCGGAAUUCGACCUGACGCCGGACGCCGGCACGACCCUGAGGAAGAUAAUCAACAUGAACCUGUUGGAGGAUCUGGAGAAAUACGAGAUAAUCAGCAGCAGCGCGACGAAGGAGCUGGUGCUCGAGGAUUCGCUCGCGAAGAUGAAGAGCGAAUGGGACGAUAUCAUCUUCACCACUACGCCGUACAAGGACACCAGGGUCUCAAUCUUGAUGCAGUUGGACGACGUGCUAACCCUUCUUGAGGAGCACAUAAUCAAGCUCCAGAUGAUGCGAGGCUCAGCCUUCGUGAAACUCAUCGAGGAGGACGUCAAGGUGUUCUACGCGCUGCUUCUUCGCGUCCAAUCGACGAUCGACGAGUGGACGAAGGUGCAGAUGCAAUGGAUGUAUCUGCUGCCGAUCUUCUCAAGUAAAGACAUCGUGGAGCAACUGCCCGAUGAGGAGGUGUUGUUCAUCGAGGUCGACGCGACGUUUCGCAAGGCGAUGCAGCGGGUCGACAGGGAUCCCCGAGUUCGCGAGACCGCCGGCGUCUUCGGUAUGUUGGAAAGUAUGCUGACGGCAAAUAUGAUAAUGGAGAGGGUCAACAACGGCGUACUGAAUUACCUCGAGAAAAAACGACUGUUCUUCCCGCGAUUCUUCUUCCUGAGCAACGACGACAUGCUUGAGAUUCUUUCCGAGACGAAGGAACCACUUCGCGUUCAGCCGCACUUGAAGAAGUGCUUCGAGGGGAUCAAUCGGCUGGGUUUCGACAAAGACCUGGAAAUUUAUUGCAUGUUCAGCGACGAUAAGGAGGAAGUGCCGAUGCAGGAAGUUAUCUCGACGGCAGCGGCGCGCGGAUGCGUCGAGCGAUGGCUGCUUCAAGUCGAGAAGCAGAUGUUGAUAUCGGUAAGGGAGGAGAUUUACUUGAGCUACUUGGAAUACGAGCUGAAGGAACGAGUGGAAUGGGUGGUCCUUUGGCCCGGCAUGGUUGUCCUGUGCGUCGCGCAGAUUUACUGGAGCCUCGACGUGCAUAGCUGCCUGGUCGGUCGCGCGACCCACGCGAUGGAGUCGCUUUACGAGAAGCUGAGGGGCCAGAUCCUGAAGCUGGUCAAUCUGGGAAAUGGAUUUCGGCCGGCAGGGCAGCUCUCCAAGCAGAAUCGAACAACGCUGAACGCUCUGAUCACCAUCGACGUUCACGCGAUGGACGUUGUCAAGUCCCUCAUCGAGAAACAGAUCGUCAGCGAGAUGGACUUCGAGUGGCUGUCGCAACUUCGUUAUUACUGGGAGGACGACGUCUACGUUAGAAUCAUCUAUUCGACGGUCAGGUACGCGUACGAGUACCUCGGCAAUUGCUCGCGUCUCGUCAUCACACCGUUAACCGACAGAUGUUAUCGCACGUUGAUCGGCGCGUAUUCGUUGCACUUGAACGGCGCACCCGAAGGUCCUGCAGGCACCGGCAAGACCGAAACGACAAAGGACCUGAGCCGAGCCAUCGCAGUUCAAUGCGUGGUCUUCAACUGCUCCGAGGGCCUCGACUACAAGAAUAUGGGCAAGUUUUUCAAGGGUCUGGCGAGUUGUGGCGCUUGGUCCUGCUUUGACGAAUUCAAUCGUAUCGAGCUGGAAGUCCUGUCAGUCGUGGCGCAACAAAUCUUAUGCAUAAUACAGGCGGUGCGCGGCCAUUUGGAGACUUUCGUCUUCGAAGGCACCGAGUUACAGUUGAACCCGGCGGUUUACGUAUGCAUCACGAUGAACCCGGGCUACGCCGGCCGAUCGGAGCUGCCGGACAACCUGAAGGUCCUGUUCCGCACAGUCGCCAUGAUGGUGCCGGACUACGCGAUGAUCGCCGAGAUCUUCCUGUACUCCUCGGGUUUCGGCACUGGCCGCGACCUCUCCACGAAGAUCGUCACCACGUACAAGCUCUGCUCCGAGCAGUUGUCGUCGCAGUCGCACUACGACUACGGCAUGCGCGCGGUCAAGACCGUGCUGUCGGCGGCGCAGAGCCUGAAGCUCAAGCACCCGGAUGAGGACGAGGCGGUGCUGCUGCUGCGCUCGCUGAUCGACGUGAACCUGCCCAAGUUCCUCUCCCGCGAUGUGCCGCUCUUCCAGGGCAUCGUGUCCGACCUGUUCCCAGGAUUGUCGCUGCCCGAGCCGAGCUACGAGCAGCUGCUCACCGCGGUGAAGGAGGCCGCCCAGAGGCGGAACCUUCAGCCGGUCAGCGUGUUCCUGCUGAAGAUCGUGCAGACCUACGAGAUGAUGAUGGUGCGCCACGGCUUCAUGCUGGUCGGCGAGCCGUUCUCCAGCAAGAGCUCGGUGCUGCGCACCUUGGCGGACGCGCUCACGCUCAUGCAGGAGCACGGUCUCGAGGACGGCGUUGCCACCACGUACUUCGUGCUGAAUCCGAAGGCCGUCACGUUGGGCCAGCUGUACGGCUACUUCGACCCGGUGUCGUCCGAGUGGAGCGACGGGGUGUGCGCGGCGGCGUUCCGCCGCUUCUCCAGCGAGGACUCGCCCGACCGCAGGUGGAUCAUCUUCGACGGGCCGGUGGACGCCGUCUGGAUCGAGAGCCUGAACACGGUGCUCGACGACAACAAGAAGCUCUGCCUGACGUCCGGCGAGGUGAUGCGCAUGAGCGACACCAUGUCCAUGAUCUUCGAGACGAUGGACCUGAUGCACGCGUCGCCGGCCACCGUCUCCCGCUGCGGUAUGAUCUACAUGGAGCCGCGCUCACUCGGCUGGCAGCCCCUCCUCGAGUCCUGGCUCGUCCGCUUGAAUCCUGCGUGGUGCAACGCGAUGGUCGGCGAACUCUUCCUCUGGCUGAUGCAGCCGUGCUUGAACUUCAUACGCGGAGAGUGCCGGCUGACCGUGAACGCCGGUGAGAUUCACCGUGCGGUGUCGACCAUGUCGUUCUUCGAGCUGCUCAUCGAGGACGCCGUGGAGGAGAGUCCCGGUGCGUUCGAGCAGAACCUGCAGGCCUGGUUCCAAGCCGCCAUGAUCGUCUCCAUGGUGUGGGGCGCAGCCGGCACGCUGGACUGGGAAUCGCGGGCCAAGUUCGACGUGUUUUACCGCAACCUCUGGAAAAACGAGCAUCCGGACUUCCCGACGCCCGAGUGCGUGACCGCCGACCCGAUCUCCCUGCCGGGCGAUGAGCCGAUUCACGACCAGUACUACCACUUCCGGGGCAGAGGCGCCUGGCGACGGUACACCGAGGCCGCGAAGACGCAGCAGUUCUCGGAGACGGAGAGCAUCGCGCGCACCAUCAUUCCCACCGGCGAGACGGUGAAGUACCAGAGCGUGAUGACGAUGCACAUCAGGCGGCACCGGUGCUUCCUGCUCUACGGCGACACCGGCACCGGCAAGAGCAUCUACGUGAAGGACCUGUUGACCAACAGGCUGGACGAGACCAAGUACCUGCCGAACCUGAUCACCUUCUCGCCGAGGAUCACCGCGGCGCAGACGCAGGAGCUGGUGCUGGUGAGGCUGCUCAAGCGACGGGGAGGGACUCAGUACGGGCCUCCGCACGGCACGCACUGCAUCGUCUUCGUCGACGAGGUUAACGCGCCGACGAAGGAGAUAUACGGGGCGCAGCCGCCGAUCGAGUUGCUGCGCCAGUUCCUCGAUCACGGGGUCUGGUUCGACCUGAAGAAGCCAGAUCCCCUCGUCGUGCUGAACACGAUGUUCGUGUGCGCGAUGGCGCCGCCCGGGGGCAGGAGGCACGAGAUAUACCAGCGCUUCCUGCGCCACUUCAACGUGUUCACCAUAUGCGACUUCACGCGCGACACCCUCUUCCGGAUCUUCACGAACCUGGCGUUCGUCGGGCUGAAGCAGCACGGCUUUACCGCCGGGGUGAUGCCGCUCGUCAACGACCUGGUGAACGCCACUACGCGCGUCUACAGGGACGCGAUCACGUAUCUACGGCCGACGCCGCUGAAGCCGCACUACCUCUUUAAUCUGCGCGACUUUGCGCGCGUCAUCACCGGCUGCGCCCUGCUGAAGAAGGAGUCCGCGGACACCGGCAAGAGCGUCUUCUGCAGGCUGUGGGUGCACGAGGUGCUGAGGGUGUUCGGUGAUCGGCUGGUCGAUCAACCGGACCGGCGCUGGCUCUGCCAGGAGAUCAGGGCGACCGUGGAGAUCGUGCUGAAGGAGCGCUUCGACGCGUUGCUCGGCCACCUGCCCAGGUACAACGACCAGAUCACGGAGGAGAGCCUCAACGACCUGAUCAUGGCCAACUUCAUGGACCCGGAGGUGUCGGUGGAGUUCCGGCUUUACGAGGAGAUACCGUCGCUGGAGGAAUGCCAACGAGUGGCCCUCCUGUUCCUGCAGGAGUACAACGACACCCACCGCGACAAGAUCGACAUCACCCUGUUCCGCUACGCACUCCAGCACCUCGCCAGGAUCUGCCGGGUGCUCUCCAUCCCGUGCGGCAGCCUGCUGAUGAUCGGCACCGGAGGCUCAGGCAGGCAGAGUCUGACGAGGCUCGCCUCCGCCAUCGCGGGCUACGGCCUCCGUCAGCCGGAAAUCACCGGCAUGUACGGCCUGCAGGAGUGGCGAGAGGACGUGAAGUGGGCGCUGAAGAAUUCGGGCGGAGUCGGCAAGGACCUGGUGUUCCUGCUGGCCGAGGAGCAGAUACGCGACGACGCGUUCCUCGACGACGUGGACAGCCUGCUGAACGACGGCGAGGUGCCGAACAUCUUUAACGUCGAGGAGCGCCAAGAGAUCGUCGAGAUGACGCGGCUCGCCGCCCAAGGUGGCGACCGCAACCUGGAUAUCUCCGUGUUGAGCGUGCUGGCCUUCUUCGUCGCCAGGUGCCGAGAGAAGCUGCACAUCAUGCUCUGCCUCAGCCCGAUCGGCGACGCCUUUCGGAUCCGCGUGCGGAUGCAUCCCGGCCUGGUGAAUUGCUGCACCAUCGACUGGUUUGACGCCUGGCCGGAGGACGCGCUCGAACAGGUGGCGAGGCGCACCCUCGUCGACCUCGAGCUCGCCGAGAACGUCAAGGACGAGUCUGUGGCGGCCUGCAAGUUCUUCCACAGCUGCACCAAGGACGUGAGCGCCAGGUUCUACGAGCUCACCGGCAAGAAGACCUACGUCACCACCGCCUCGUUCCUCGACCUCAUGCGCAUGUUCGCCGACUUGACGACGGAGAAACGACGGGAGAUUGCUCAGACUAGAGAGCGGUAUAUCAACGGCUUGGACAAGCUGGAAUUUGCGGCCGAGCAGAUCGCUCAGAUGCGCAUCACGCUAACGGAACUGAGACCGCAGCUCGAAGCGUCCGCGAAGGAAACGGCGGAGACUAUGCGGCAGAUCGAGAAGGAGGACGCGAGUGUGAAGCAAGCGACGAUCUUAGUGAAGAAAGACGAGAAUGUGGCCAAAGUGCAAGCUGAAAUCGCCAUGCAGCUGAAGGAGGAAUGCGAGGCAGACCUGGCCGAGGCUCUGCCGGCUUUGGCCGAGGCCAUAGCCGCGCUCGACACGUUGAAGCCGGCGGACAUCGCCGUGGUGAAGACCAUGAAGAGCCCUCCGGAGGUCAUUAAGCUGGUCAUGGCGGCCGUGUGCGUGAUGCUGAACGUACCGCCGGUGAGGAAGGACAUUCCAGCCACCGGCGUUAAGGUUCUGGAUUAUUGGACGCCCAGCAAGCGCAUACUUGGUGAUAUGAAGUUCCUGGAGAGCCUGCGGCAGUAUGACAAAGACAACAUCCCGGAAGCCAUAAUGCAGGAAAUCAAGAGAACAUACAUGACGAACGUGAACUUCGACCCGAAGGUGGUGGCGCGCGCCUCUUCCGCCGCCGAGGGCCUCUGCAAGUGGGUGCGCGCGAUGGUCUUGUACGACGGCGUAGCGAAGAUAGUCGCGCCGAAGAAGGCCAAGCUCGCCGCCUCGGAGCGCGACCUGAAGAACACCCUCGCGUUUCUGGAGGAGAGGCGGCUGAUGUUAGCAGAGUUGAACGAGAGGCUGAAGGUGCUGCGCGAGAAACUGAACGAGACCCUAACGCGGAAGAUCCGUCUCGAGGACGAGGUGACGAACUGCAGAAACAAACUAAUCCGCGCGGAGAAGCUGAUCAGCGGUCUGGGAGGCGAGCGGGACCGCUGGACCGCAGCCGCCGAGAUGCUCUGGGCGGCCUACGAGGCGCUGCCCGGCGACAUCCUGAUAUCCUGCGGUGUGAUCGCUUACCUGGGACCCUACACGGCCAGCUAUCGCACCGAGAGCCUUGACAAGUGGACGAAGUACGUGGCGAAGUCCGUGAUACCUUGCUCGCGGGAAUACAACUUCGUCGCGAUUUUGGGCACCGAGGUGAAGAUCAACUCGUGGAACUUAUUCGGCCUGCCUCGCGACUCCUUCUCCAUCGAGAACGCCAUAAUCAUGGACAACUCGAAGCGCUGGAGCCUGUUCGUCGAUCCGCAAGGUCAGACGAACAAGUGGAUCCGCAACAUGGAGAAGAUGAAUGACCUCCGGGUGGUCAAGUUGACCGAUCGCAACUAUAUGAACGUCGUCGAGCGCUCGAUCGAACAAGGUAAGCCGGUACUGAUCGAGAACAUCAUGGAGGAAUUGGACGCGGCCCUGGACCCGAUACUGAUGCGGCGGAUAUACAAGUCCGGCGGCUUCUGGUACAUCACCCUCGGCGAGAGAAACAUCGACUACAAUCCGCGCUUCCGGCUGUACAUGACGACCAAGCUGCGCAAUCCGCACUACUCGCCGGAGGUGUUCAACAAGGUGACGCUCAUCAGCAGCGCCUUGACGCUGGAGGCGUUGGACGAUCAGCUGCUGGGCAUAGUGGUCGCGAAGGAGCGGCCGGAUCUGCAGGAGAAGCGCGAGUACCUGAUCGUGCAAAACGCCCUGAACGUGAAAGCGCUGAAGGAGGUGGAGGACAACAUCCUGCGGAUACUGUCGGUCGCCGGUGCCGGCAUCCUCGAGGACGAGGAGGCCAUCGGGAUCUUGGACUCGUCGAAGAUCCUGUCGAGCGACAUCGAGAAGAAGCAGGUGGCGGCGAAGAAGACGGCGAUGCAGAUCGACAUGUUCCGCCAGAGCUACCGGCCGAUCGCCAAAUACAGCGCGGCGCUCUAUUACACCAUCACCGACUUGCCCAACAUCGACCCGAUGUACCAGUACUCGUUGACGUGGUUCAUCAACCUGUACGUAGGCUCGAUCGAAACAGCCAGUAAGAGCAAGGACCUCGAACGCCGACUCGGCUUCCUGCGCAGCGCGUUCACUUACAAUCUCUAUCAGAACGUGUGCAGGUCGCUGUUCGAGAAGGACAAGAUCCUGUACUCGUUUAUUCUGUACACAACGAUCCUGCUGGCGUCGGGCGGUAUCACCGAGGACGAGAUGUCAUUUCUCAUUACCGGCGGCUUCGCUGUGGGAGAGCCGACCGUGAAGAAUCCCGCCGCCGAAUGGCUGCCCGAAAAAUCCUGGAGUGAGAUAUCCAGGAUCGUCAGCGCUUCGCCGGCUUUCAUGGGCUUUAUGCGAAGUUUCCGGGACGAUUUGCCGUCCUGGAAGAAGUUCUACGAUCUCUUGGACCCGGUGGACGCGUCUUUGCCGCAACCUUGGGAAACGAGGCUGACGCCUUUCCAGAAGUUGAUCGUCGCGAGAGUGAUAAGACCGGAUAUCGUGCCGAUAAAGAUCCAGCGCUUCGUGGAGGCCGGGAUGGGUCUGAAGUUCGUAGUGCCUCCGCCCUUCGACCUCGCCAAAUCGUAUGCCGAGUCGAAUUGCUUGACGCCUCUGGUGUUCAUCUUAUCGGCCGGAUCCGAUCCCAUGGGCGCAUUGACGAAAUUCGUCGAGAGCAUGAACUACAUGGACCGUUUCGAGUCGAUCUCGCUGGGCCAGGGUCAAGGGCCUAUCGCGCAGAGAAUGAUCGAGCGAGCGCAGGGGGACGGUUCCUGGGUCUGUCUGCAAAACUGCCACCUGGCCGCCUCCUGGAUGCCCGUCCUGGAGAAGAUCUACGAGUGCCUCGACCACGUCAACACCGAGCAGAACUUCCGCCUGUGGCUGACCAGUUACCCGUCGGACAAGUUCCCCGUCAGCGUCCUGCAGAACGGCGUCAAGAUGACCAACGAGCCGCCGAUGGGUCUGCAAAACAACAUUCUGAGGUCGUUUACGACGGAAGGCACGAGAGAACUGGAGGCUUUGGAGGAGAUGGCGGCGAAGAAGAAGACGUUCUUCAGGAUGCUGUACGCUCUGUGCUUCUUCCACGCAGUGAUCCAAGAACGACGGAAUUACGGGCCUCAGGGCUGGAACAUUCGAUACGACUUCAACGAGUCCGACCUGCAAAUAUCCGCGAUGCAAUUGGAACUAUGCGUCGCGAAAUACGAGAAGAUGCCGUUCGACGCGAUCAUGUAUCUUACCGGCGAGUGCAAUUACGGCGGUAGAGUGACGGACGACCGAGAUCGCAGGUGUCUCAACACCAUCCUGAAAGACUUCUACAACCCGGACGUGAUCGUCAACCCGAACUAUUCGUUCGCUCCGGACGUCGGCCCCGAGUACACCGUGCCGAAAAGGCACACUCACGAGGAUUAUAUGAGGCAGAUACAAUCGAUCCCGCUGAAUCCGUCGCCAGAGGUGUUCGGCCUCCACAUGAACGCCGGUAUAAAUCGCAAUCUCGGCCUCACGGCUGACCUGUUCGAUUCCAUGGCGCGGAUACAGGGCGGCGUGGUCACGGGCGACGCCAUGAGGCAGGACGAGAUCCUGCUGAACAUGAAACGGGACAUUUACGAGAGAAUGCCGAAUCUGUUCGACAUCGAGGAGGCGCAGAGGCGCUUCCCGAUCGAGUACAUGGAAUCGAUGAACACGGUGUUGGUGCAGGAGGUCGAGAGGUACAACGAUCUCUUGGCGGAGAUCCGGAGCAGCCUGUCAAUGUUGGAGAAGGCGGUGAAGGGACUGGUGGUGAUGACGCCGUUGUUAGAAGAAGUAGCGAACAGCAUGCUCAUCGCAAAAAUCCCGCCGAGUUGGGCAAGAGCAAGCGCCUACCCGAGUCUGAAGCGCCUGCCGAGUUUCGUGGAGGAUUUCCUGAAGCGAAUCGAAUUCCUGCAGCAUUGGCUGGACCACGGGAAGCCGCAGACGUUCUGGAUAUCCGGAUUCUCGUUCGCGCACGCCUUUCUAACGGCGAUCACGCAGAAUUACGCCAGGAAGUACAAGAUACCGAUCGAUAAGAUUACCUUCGAUUACGAGGUGCUUCCGAUUUAUGAGUCCAGCGUGUCGCCCGUCGACGGAGCUUUCGUUUACGGGACAUUCUUGGCCGGAGCUCGAUGGGACAUACCGUCAAUGUUGCUGGCCGAAAGUUACCCGAAGAUACUGUGGGACCCGAUGCCGAUGGUGUGGUUUAAACCGUGUGAAAUAGCAUCUCUUACAGUCGGCGACCGAUACGAGUGUCCAUUGUACAUCACAUCGGCGCGUUUCGGCGUGCUGAAAACCACCGGCCACUCCUCGAAUUACGUGCUGUCGAUAUUUCUAGACACGGAUCGUCCUGUGAGCCAUUGGAUCAAGAGGGGAUUGGCUUUAUUGUGUCAAUUGGACGAUUGAGACUUCACGUUAACGCAUUUGAUAUAUUCAUGGCAUUUGCGUUGCAACAAUUGUCCUUAUCCGACUCGUAAUAUUUAAUUAGUCUUUAAGGAAUUUUUUCUAGUA